AUCACGUCCCCGUCUAAUAUCCCCAUAUCCAAGAUGGCGGAAAAAGCAUUCAAACAAGAAAUGCCUCCAAGAGGAGGCUAUGCUUCGAUUAAUAUCGCCAGAAAUUUAAAAACAAGAGGCCCUUCUGGUUUUAUGACCUUUGUGUUAGGCACCGGCAUUAUGCUGGGCGGAUUUCUUGUCGUUAAAUAUGGGAAUAAUAAAAGAAGGUGCAAGCAAAAUUUGAAAUUAUUUUUGAAAUCUGUUGAUUUUACUGUGUCUGUGCCUCAAAUAAUCAUUGUUUUGUGUUGUAGAACAUUAAAAAUGGAGCGGCAAGAAGCAAAAGUGUCCUUAAUCCCACUGAUACAAGCUGAACAGGACAGAAAGUGAGAAAUAUUUUAAUUUUGUUCAAUAUAAAUAAUGUCGAAAUCUGCUGUGUUGGUGUAAAUAAAUGUACUCAGGUGAAUAAGAUGUUUGUGUGAUGUUACUCUGAGUGUAUAUCCACACCGGGCAGGCUUGAAAAAUAUGCCUGGCCACGGCGGGAUUCGAACCUACGACCUUUGGAAUACUAGCCCAAUGUUCUUCUAACUGAGCUACGCGGUCAGGACGGUUCGAGUAUGCGAUAUUUCGGAACUGGGCUAGUAUUCCAAAGGUCGUAGGUUCGAAUCCCGCCGUGGCCAGGCAUAGUUUUCAAGCCUGCCCGGUGUGGAUAUACACUCAGAGUAACAUCACACAAACAUAAAUAAUGUCGUCGUUAUAUAUUUUGUAAUACUGUGUAUUUCCCUCUUCUUUAUAGCAUGAUCCGACAGAUGAAAGAAAAUAUGGAAACUGAGGAAGCCAUAAUGAAACAUGUGAAAGGCUGGAAAGUUGGGGAGAGUGUUUACCAUAAUGAAAGAUGGGUGACACCUCACUCCACUGAACUAGAGAAACUUUAGAACAUUAUUAAUCAUUAUGAAUACUUUAUAAUGUCUAGAUAUUUUAUAUGCUUUAUAUAAUGUCAAGAUGCUUUAUAUAAUGUCUGAUGUUAUUUUUUUCUGUAUGAAAAGAUGUUGAAAUAAGUCGUUUCUGUGUAUAAAA
Messenger RNA from Paramuricea clavata, 1053 nucleotides. NCBI's taxonomy places the organism in Eukaryota, Metazoa, Cnidaria, Anthozoa, Malacalcyonacea, Plexauridae. The record is from the annotation of a GenBank genome assembly.